UUGCAGACUAUGCUUUCAAACGAAUUCGAUCAGCAUCCAGGACAAGCCCGAUCCGUGGAAGAAGCAAGAGUUUUUCUUCUCUGCACGUAAUUAGAAAAAAAGGGUGGGGAAAAGGGCUGGAAGUAAGGGCAAGGCACACACACCCACUGCACCCACCCGCAGCGUUACAUCGAAGGACGGACAAGCCGCAAACAGCGAUCAAUCGAUCCCUUGCCGAUCAAAUCUGGAGAAGUUUGGGAGUUAGCAAGCAAGCUGCCGAAAAAAAAUUCUUUCACCUUCCUUCCUAUUAUCAUUUCGCAUUGUUCUUGCAUCCUAUGUCAUGGUGGCAUAUUGCGGGAUUUUGCAGAAUUCUUUUUGGAGUCGUGUGCAGUUUCUUCAAUCGAUGGGGCUCUCUCAGAGGGUUAAGUUAGUGGUUGGUUGGGGGAUUCUGGAGUUGCAGUCUGUAGUACUAGUCGCAGCUGUAUCUGGGAUUGUAGAUGAUGUGCAUGCCAAGGGGAGAAUGUUUGAUUUUGUGAAGGGGUACAGUAGGAACUACGAGUAACUAAGCUUCUGUCUGCCAUGCGAG
Messenger RNA from Aspergillus aculeatinus CBS 121060, 565 nucleotides. RefSeq lists its product as uncharacterized. The record is from RefSeq and is a predicted model, not a curated record. The coding region runs from base 383 to 541 and encodes 52 amino acids. The transcript has a single exon. NCBI's taxonomy places the organism in Eukaryota, Fungi, Ascomycota, Eurotiomycetes, Eurotiales, Aspergillaceae.